AUGUCGUGCACGGACCACCUCCAUACAAGCCCCAUAGUUACGGAUCCGUAUUCUAAUUGUGUUUUGGGCACGGAACGAUUGCACGGGUGGCAUCCUCCCAACGAUGGUCGGAGGCCCCCGUGGGUGAUCCUCUGCUGCCGCGGCGUGCCGCGUCUGGGCUUCGGCCCCGGCGUGGGCGUCGCGGUGGCGCCUGAAGCCCGGGGGCCCUUUGGCCUCCGGCACCGCUGGAGUCUGUGGACGGAUGGCCGCUGGCCACACCUGAAACCAGAUUCCUGGGGGGGAGCCGCCCCGUGGGAUCCGCCGUUCGCCGGCGUUGUCCACGGGGUCCGGACCCUCCACCCGAGGGCCGUAUGCCGCAGCCCGCCACCGCCCGCCCGGGCGGCCUGGCGGGACCACUGCGUGCGGACCGGCGCUGAGGGGCUUAGUGGGGGCAAUUGGAUGGCCGCCCGCGUCACCCCCGGUACGCCGGGGGCGCCGCGCCGGCCGGGCGCCUCGUGCGCCCCUUCCUGA
This is a messenger RNA of Penicillium cosmopolitanum, 510 nucleotides long. RefSeq lists its product as uncharacterized. Bases 1 to 510 code for a protein of 169 amino acids. NCBI's taxonomy places the organism in Eukaryota, Fungi, Ascomycota, Eurotiomycetes, Eurotiales, Aspergillaceae. The record is from RefSeq and is a predicted model, not a curated record. The transcript is spliced from 2 exons.